Messenger RNA from Habropoda laboriosa, 1353 nucleotides. RefSeq names its product GTP-binding protein 1 (gene GTPBP1). Gene Ontology annotation, biological process: translational elongation. The transcript is spliced from 7 exons. Gene Ontology annotation, molecular function: GTP binding; translation elongation factor activity. The record is from RefSeq and is a predicted model, not a curated record. The coding region runs from base 1 to 1353 and encodes 450 amino acids. NCBI's taxonomy places the organism in Eukaryota, Metazoa, Arthropoda, Insecta, Hymenoptera, Apidae.
AUGGCAGGAAGUGGUCCCAUUAUAAUACCAAACAUAAAACAAUUACAUGAAAAAGAUCAUGCAUCUACUUCUAAUGUUGAUUAUUCCAAUAUUAGAGGAAAGAGUGUCUUAGUUAGUCCAUCAGAAGAUCAAUAUGAAUUGUUACUUAGGCGCUUAAAAGAGAGAAUUCAAGAUGGUGGCAGUGAGACAAUUUUUGAUAUUGGUAUUGGUGAAGCAAAUGCUGGUAUUGUUGGAAUGACAAAAGAACAUCUUGGUUUAGCUUUAGCUCUGUCAGUUCCAGUAUUUGUUGUAGUUACAAAAAUUGACAUGUGCCCACCAAAUAUAUUGCAAGAAAAUUUAAGACUGCUGAUAAGGAUCUUAAAGUCUCCGGGUUGUAGAAAAGUACCCGUUACUGUGAAGACACCUGACGAUGUUGUCGUUAGUGCUACUAAUUUUGUAUCUGAACGGUUAUGCCCCAUCUUUCAAGUAUCAAACGUAACAGGAGAAAAUUUAAAUCUCCUUAAAAUGUUUUUAAAUUUAUUGACUGCAAGAAUGACUAGUCACGAAGAUGAACCAGCAGAGUUCCAAAUAGAUGAUACAUACUCAGUACCAGGGGUUGGUACUGUAGUUUCUGGCACAACAUUAAAAGGUGUCAUAAAAUUAAAUGAUACUUUAUUAUUAGGACCUGAUCCAUUAGGUCGUUUCAUUCCAAUUGCAGUAAAAAGUAUACAUAGGAAGAGAAUGCCUGUUCGUGAAGUGAGAGGUGGUCAGACUGCUAGUUUUGCAUUGAAAAAAAUUAAAAGGUCGCAAAUUAGGAAGGGUAUGGUAAUGGUAGCACCAGCGUUAAAUCCACAAGCUUGUUGGGAAUUUGAGGGGGAAAUUCUUGUAUUGCAUCACCCUACAACAAUAAGUUCUUGUUAUCAAGCAAUGGUGCAUUGUGGAAGUAUAAGACAAACGGCAUCCAUAAUUUCUAUGUCGCAAGAUUGUUUAAGAACAGGAGAUAAAGCUUUAGUACGCUUCAGAUUUAUAAAGCAUCCUGAAUAUAUAAAACCAGGACAAAGAAUGGUAUUUAGAGAAGGACGUACUAAAGCAGUAGGCAAUGUAGUAAAACUUAUUCCAUAUACUAAUACUACAAUUACACAAACGUGUAGAGCCAAUAAAUCGAAUAAAACAUCUCAAAAUCGACAGAGCUCUUCAUCUACAAUACAAUCAUUAGAUGCAACGGAAAUAAAUUCUUCAUUCGAAGAACAAACACCAAAACAAGAGAAUUUGCUUCAAAAGCCUAACAAAAGUCAAAAUAAAAAAAAUAGAGGACGAAGGGGAGGACGAUCUCAUAAUACUGCAAACAGUAUUAUUCAACCUCUGUCAGAAUAA